Messenger RNA from Pieris napi, 1463 nucleotides. Its product is annotated as hepatitis A virus cellular receptor 1-like. The transcript is spliced from 3 exons. Lineage: Eukaryota; Metazoa; Arthropoda; Insecta; Lepidoptera; Pieridae. The coding region runs from base 24 to 1055 and encodes 343 amino acids. The record is from RefSeq and is a predicted model, not a curated record.
ACGUAGACGCCGAUGUCGCCGCCAUGAUGGCUUCGCCAGCCGAGUUAGCCUCCACGACGAAAUCCCCCACUGAUAUUCCCGUCGCGGUUGACGUUGACGCUACCGGCGAGUCCCCAACCGGUUUUCCCUUCUCGCUGCGUGGAGAGGCUGAAACUCCGCUGCGCUCCUGGCACACCCUCCGACGGGGUGCCUCCUCCAGCUCUACCGGAGACGUCUGUUUGCUCUUUCGCGCCCCCUCGGUUUCCGGUAGCCGCGGAAACAAAUCGCGUGGCGGGGUCCGCAUCAGGGACCUACGAGGUGCAAACCCCUGCUCUCGCCCCUGCCGCUCUAACUCGUCAAGCUCGCGCUCCUUUGACGCCAUAAUGGCGUCAAAGGCACUUUUGUCCAUAACUCGCCCCUUCUAUGUUGUACUAUUACGGAUGACUCUACCGUCGACUCUACCGUCGACUCUACCUACGACUAUACCGUCGACUCUACCGUCGACUCUACCUACGACUAUACCGUCGACUCUACCGUCGACUCUACCGUCGACUCUACCUACGACUCUACCUACGACUCUACCUACGACUCUACCAACGACUCUACCAACGACAUUACGGAUGACUCUACCGUCGACUCUACCGUCGACUCUACCGUCGACUCUACCGUCGACUCUACCGUCGACUCUACCUACGACUAUACCGUCGACUCUACCGUCGACUCUACCGUCGACUCUACCGUCGACUCUACCAUCGACUCUACCAUCGACUCUACCUACGACUCUACCUACGACUCUACCUACGACUCUACCAACGACUCUACCAACGACUCUACCCUUGACCCUACCACUCUACCAACGGAUGACUCUACCGUCGACUCUACCGUCGACUCUACCGUCGACUCUACCGUCGACUCUACCGUCGACUCUACCUACGACUCUACCUACGACUCUACCUACGACUCUACCAACGACUCUACCAGCGACUCUACCUUUGACCCUACCACUCUACCAGAGUCAGACCCAAACGCCUAUAUGUUUUGUCCCGUUCCAACACGCACCGCCCACACGUCGCUGACCACGCCUAAGAGACAAGGAACGACGUAUGUUUACUGUCCCGUACUAACGCACCUGCGCCGCGUCACCGAUCGGUGUGAAACCGCAAUGUGAUCGCUAUCCCGCUCUAACCUAUACGGCAGCACCUAACUACGUCACCGAGUGAGAACAAAGGAAGGAAUGUUUCUAGUACAAAUUUAACCUAUAAGCGAUAAAAACGUUUAAAAAUAAACAAAACUAAUCGCUAAAUCUUAACAAUAACUCCUAGAUCUUAUUUAUUUAUCCUUCUAGCACUUACCUCGGCCGCGCUCCUGGCACACCCUCCGACGGGGUGCCUCCUCCAGCUGUAACGGAGACGUUUGUUUCCGCUUUCGCGCCCCCUCGUUUUCCGGCAGCCGCGGAAACAAAUCGCGUGGCGGGGUCCGCAUCA